AUGAGUGACAAUUGGAUUACUAUCUGGGACAACACAGCAGAAGCAAGAACCAUCUAUGUAUCAGAGAGUAUCACUCCCUUGACAGGUUGGGAGCCUAAGGACAUUAUUGGUAAAGAAGGUUUCGAGCAGUUUCAUCCUGAAGACCGUGAUAAUUUGCACAAGGUACACUUAAUGAACGUCUACAACGAGAAGAUGUCAUCCAUGGUGUCCUAUCGCUAUCUCACAAGAAACAGCAGUUACAUCAAAUUGGAAACUAUCAUUCAUUAUUGCCAUGAUGUGAUUAUUGGUUGCAACUAUUUAUACGACGAGAACUCGAUGGAGCAUAAAAUACGUGCAAAUACCGUAGAUGAAGUCUUUGUCUGUCAACCGGACGGAAGACUAGAAGCUGCUGGAUUAUGGAAUGAUCAGAAGACAAAGGCAAAGCCAAAAGUGGCCAAGGAAAAGGUUUGGCAAGACAAUCGACUUAUCCUGUCUCAAGAGCGUCAAUUCUGUUUGAUUCUCAACAGAUUUGCAGAGGAUUUGAAUAUUGUGUUUGCCUCCAACAUGGCUACCGAGCUAGUGUCUCUGGAUGUUCAAAAGGCUAUAGGCACAUCGUUCUUUGAUUACGUAAAUGAGAAAGAUGCCCAUUAUCUGGAUUCGCAGAUUGACUUGGCUCGAGAACAGAACAUGGUUGUGCGACUACGGUUUGACUGGAUUAUCGAUUAUGAAAACAACAUUUCUGAGCCUGUGGAGGCCAUUGUAAGCAGCACUGAUGAUGGUAUUGUGAUGGUGACGAGAUUAGCUCCCCGUAUGCUUGUAAAUAUCCCACAACAAUAA
This is a messenger RNA of Mucor velutinosus, 816 nucleotides long. RefSeq lists its product as uncharacterized. NCBI's taxonomy places the organism in Eukaryota, Fungi, Mucoromycota, Mucoromycetes, Mucorales, Mucoraceae. Gene Ontology annotation, molecular function: protein binding. Bases 1 to 816 code for a protein of 271 amino acids. The record is from RefSeq and is a predicted model, not a curated record. The transcript has a single exon.